Messenger RNA from Candidozyma auris, 1761 nucleotides. RefSeq lists its product as uncharacterized. Gene Ontology annotation, cellular component: membrane. Gene Ontology annotation, molecular function: signaling receptor activity. Bases 1 to 1761 code for a protein of 586 amino acids. The transcript has a single exon. NCBI's taxonomy places the organism in Eukaryota, Fungi, Ascomycota, Pichiomycetes, Serinales, Metschnikowiaceae. The record is from RefSeq and is a predicted model, not a curated record.
AUGUCAGAGACACUUUUGAGGAGAAGAGUCUUAGAGAGAUCGGACGGGUCGGCUUCAUCGGCUUCAACGGGUCUCUCGAGCUCUAGUGAUUCAAAAGAGGAUAGAGAGUUCGCUACGACAGAAGAACUCUUAAUAGAGAAACUUGAUAUAUUUCUUUCGCUGAUUGAAAAACGCAUUGAGCGGUUUGAAACCUAUUUUAGAGUGAUGAGUCUGCAAGAAGAAGAAAACACUGAUGAAGGGAGCGAGAAAGAAACGGAAAAGGAAGGAAGAUCUCGUCGGGGCAGUCUGGCGUCGUUGAGCCUGAUAACUUCGAUUCGUCAGGUUUCCAUGGCACAUUUAAACCGGGUUUACGAGCAGUUGUACAAAGUAAAGGAGCUGGUGCUUCUCAACUCGUUUCGAAACGCUGAGUUCUUGUACAAGACCCUUGAUGAUCAGUACAACUAUUUGUUCAACGCAUCAGAUGAUUUAACAGACAACGCCAGUGUCGCCAGCAGCAGUUUGGGAGCAGGAUUCCCGGGAAUGGCGCGGAAGGAGGCGCUACAAAAUAAGCUCAUAGAUACGUUGCACUAUUUUGAGGAGAAGUUGGCCCAUAUUGACGGGUACCUUUCGCAGAAGGCGGGUGCCGUUGAUGAGGACGAGGUAACAAGUGCUUUACGGUUCUUUAACUUCAACAAGGCGUUGAAGCAGUCAGAGGAAGGGUACUUGCACUACUACCAGCUUCCAUUGGCAUGGAGAGAAAACAAGUACAUCAUCGAAGGGUACCGUUUCACCAUGGGCCACUGGGAUAUGGUCAAGUCGAUGUUUCACUUCGACCACAAUGAAACAGGAAACAUCUGGACCCACAUGCUUGGGCUUUUCGCUGUGGCAUGGCUUGCAUUCGUUCAUUUCCCUAGCACGUCUACCUACCAGGCCAAUUCCUUAACCGACAAUUGCAUCAUGUACUUGUUCUUUGCUGCGAGCGCCAAGUGCCUCAUAAGUUCUGUUUUGUGGCACACGUACUCGUGCUUUGCCCACUUGAAGAUCAGGUCUCGAUUUGCUUGUGUCGACUACACUGGUAUUACCACGCUCAUAUCGUGCUCGGUGAUUUCCGCCGAGUAUUGUGCGUUGUACCACAUGCCACGUCUUCUUCGCUUUUUCGUUGGGUUUUCCAUCUUCUGCGGGCUCGGCGGCUUGACGUUCAACUGGCUGCCUUACUUUGAUAAGCCUGAGUGUCGGCACUUGAGAAUCGCCUUCUUUGUCGGGUUGGCGGUGAUGGGCGGCACCACGUUCUUUUUCAAAUGGUACUACGAGGGGUUCUACAACUCGCUUUACUUCUACACGCCCCUCUCGUACAAGUCGUUUUUGUGGUACUGGAUUGGCGUGCUCUUCUACGCUGGGCUCAUUCCCGAGCGAUGGAGAUACGAUGUAAUCAUAGAUCAGGACACCCUGUGUCAGCAUACGCAUACACCACUGGACGUGUUGACGGGAUUUGAGAACUCCGGCAAGGAGGAGAUGGAGGAGCUCGAGCAGGAGAUUGAAGAUGUGAGGAGAGACAGCAACGCCUUGUCAGCGAGCGGGUCGAUCGAGACGCAGACGAUGACGGUGAUCGAGAAACAUUUUCCAACGACACCCACACGGACGCCCUACCGGGGAGACUUUCUCUCGCUCUGGUGGGUGGACUACAUUGGGCUGAGUCACAACUUGUGGCACUUAUUUGUGGUGUUGGGCAUUGUGGGCCACUACUUCAGUCUUGUGGGCAUGUUUGAGACGAUUGUGAGGUGA